Molecule: messenger RNA, 386 nt
Organism: Funneliformis mosseae
Lineage: Eukaryota; Fungi; Glomeromycota; Glomeromycetes; Glomerales; Glomeraceae
Source: the annotation of a GenBank genome assembly
CUCUUCGUGGCCACAGUUUCGACCGUGAACGUUCUUCCCUAUUUCUGAUGUUCUUCUGCCGAACGUCUUUUCCAAAAAGGAUUUAUGGUGAAUCGAAAGCACUCCGUGGCCUCAGUCGCAAACGACUAGGACCCGGCGAUGGUGGUAUAGAUGUUUCCGGAGUAGUGGCAGGGAUAGCAUAUGUUAUCCAAUGCAAAAAUUGGGCCUGUAAAAUAGGUCGUAAGGUCGUGGACGAGUUUUUCGGGGUGGUGUAUAGACAGAAAAACAACCCCAUCGGGAUAAUAGUGGCCCCUUCCGGAUAUUACCCGGGAGCGGUUGACGCCGCGCUUGAGUACGGCAUUAUCCUUACGGAUAAUGCAAAUCUAGUUGAAGUUUUGCUCGACGCC